Leptopilina boulardi is the source of this 2721-nucleotide messenger RNA. RefSeq names its product hormone-sensitive lipase (gene Hsl). Gene Ontology annotation, biological process: cholesterol metabolic process; triglyceride catabolic process. The transcript is spliced from 10 exons. The record is from RefSeq and is a predicted model, not a curated record. Gene Ontology annotation, molecular function: triacylglycerol lipase activity; sterol ester esterase activity. Bases 274 to 2460 code for a protein of 728 amino acids. Gene Ontology annotation, cellular component: cytosol. NCBI's taxonomy places the organism in Eukaryota, Metazoa, Arthropoda, Insecta, Hymenoptera, Figitidae.
UACGGCAAUAUUUCAAACUUAACCUCACUUGCAAAGAAAACAUGAACUUCAAGGGCUCUCAAUAGAAAAAUGGUUAUCAGGAAAGUAAAAGAAAAGAAUAUUUAAUUAAUGCAAGAAAAAUAUAAAUUUCAAGGAAUGUUUUGGAAAUUUAAUGAAACUGCAAGUUAUUUAAUAUUUUGACAACACUGCCAAAAAUUUGUAGUGUACAAAAAAAGAAAGAGAAAAAUUGUUUAUUUUCAACGAAAUUGUAUUAUUAUUGGGUGAAAAUUUCAAAUGUCUUCAGACGAUGAUUUUGAGAGGCCCUUUGAGGAUAUUGAACCUCCGCAAUGGGCUGCUUUAAGAGAGAUAUGUCAGGCAAAUGUUUCAUAUUUUGCUGCAGGACAAGAUGACAGCAGUAUAAGGAUAAAGGGUGCAUUAAUUGCGUGUUUAGAUUACUUGGGACAAUUGUAUCCUAUUUAUAAAGAAAUUGCUAAAAUAGCACCGCAAUUUGAUUUUGAUUCAAAAACACCUGGAAAUGGAUAUAGAAGUUUUUUAAUUUUAGUUGACAAAUGCAUUUUAUACACUUGCAAUGUUUCUCGUCGAAUGUAUCGUCAGAAGGAUUUUUUAUUUUUCUCCAAAACUUUUCAUACUAAAGAAAUUGAGACUUGUUCGCAACUUUUGGCCUCAUUGUUCACUUUAUUACAACAUCUACAAACUCUUUACUCCUGGAGUAUAGCAGAUGAAAACAAAGAACCUUCUCUAUUUGCUUCAGAAGAUCAUGGUCCUCAAGAACUUUUAAAUCAAGCUGAAGCUGUCAAUCAGUAUUGUUUUUACGGCAGAUGUAUAGGAUUUCAGUUUUGCAGUAGUAUGCAAGUAAUAUUGAGAACAAUAUCGAUUUGUAUGGCUGCAUUUAGUGAAUCAUUUUUCCCAAAAGGAAACGUAUUGGAAAGAUGGGGCAAUUCUUUAAAAUAUGUAUCUGAUCCUGAAGCAAAAGCUCGUUGUCUAGUUAACAUAUCUCAAAAUGCAGAUAUUUCUUUCUGCAAAGCAUUUUGGUUGCUCAACGAAUCGGGUAUAGCACAGAUUUAUCCAUCAAUUGUGAUGCCAACAUUAGCCAUCAAUCAAAUUAUUUCCAUACCACCUGAAGAAAUGAAUCUUGUUACACUGGAAAAUAAUCCAGUUUCUAUUCCAAUACCUACGAGUCAUAUUGGAAAGAAACCGAUACAUGUCAGAUUAAUGAGUGCUAAGCGAAGAAUAGGAAUGGUAGGAUCAGGAAGUGUGGGAGGUCGAUUAGAAAAUCAAUCUGAUGUUCUUGUGAUACAUUGUCAUGGUGGUGGAUUUGUUGCGCAAAGUUCCAAAUCACAUGAAGUUUAUUUACGCGGUUGGGCUGUGAGUUUAGACGUGCCAAUUUUGAGUAUCGAUUAUAGUUUAGCGCCCGAGGCUCCAUUUCCUCGUGCUCUAGAGGAAAUUCUCUACACUUACGCCUGGGUAUUAAAUCACUCAAGUACUUUACUGGGCAGCACAGCUCAAAAAAUUAUUUUCAUAGGGGAUUCGGCUGGUGCUAAUUUAAUUUUAGGAACAACUCUCAGAUGUUUUGAAUUGAAUAUUCGAAGACCCGAUGGAAUAUUUAUGGCCUAUGUGCCUGUUUGGGUGGAAUUUAUUCCAUCACCAGCUCGUUUACUUUGUCUUACGGAUCCAUUGUUACCAUUAGGUUUUAUGAUGAGAUGUUUAAAAGCCUACGCUUUAGGAAAUACAAAAAAAUCUCAAAUGGAAAAUGACGAAAACGACGAAAGUUCCAAAUCUGAUACUGAAUCAUUUGCAGAAGUUAGUGAAAGUGAUUUAAUUGCUUUGGCUCUAAGUCCUAAUGGCGAUGAAGAUGGGCCUAAAAUUUCAUCAUUACCUUCGGAUUCAACUUUGAAUUCUGUUAGUUUAGCUGAUGUGGAUGGUGCACAAGCAUCAGAACUUCCAGAAGAGAAAGCAAAGUCUCAGGAGUAUAUACAAAAAUUUUUGAAUUUAUAUAAAAAUUCUAAUUUACGUUCGUCUUUUCCCGUUUUAAAUGGAAAUAAAGGAAAAGAUAGUGAAGGAUCGACAAGCUCAAAGUCAUGGUCACUUUUUGGUUGGAGUUCGAAAAAAAGUGACGAUGACAAAAUGGACAAUAGUGGCGAGAGAAGUCCUCUCGAUGAAUUUGUAUUCAAUGUUCCUCGUCAUCCACUCUUGAGUCCUUACCUCGCUUCUGAAAGUAUUCUCAGCCAAUUUCCACCUGUUAAAAUAUUGACGGUGGAAUUUGAUCCUUGCCUUGACGACUGUGUAAUGUUUGCCAAGAAACUUCUAAAACUUGGAAAUUCGAUUACACUCGAUAUACUUCCCGGCCUACCUCAUGGAUUUUUAAAUUUUUGCUUGAUCUCUAAAGAAGCAGCAGAUGGUUCAGAAUUAUGUGUAAAACGAAUACAAGAAUUGAUUGAAAUGGCUAAAGAAAGAUCUUAAUUAAAUAUAUUAUAUACAGUUCUCUAUAUUGACAAAUCCAUCCACUUGAAUUGAUAAAUGUGCAAUUUCUUAUCCAAAAAAGGAAAGUCCGUAUGUUUCUAAUGAGUUUUUAAUUUUUAUCUGCUGUUUCAUAAGCAAAGACAAAAAAAAUAUUGCACUUGAGUCCAAUUUUUUCGCCAAUAUAUUAUACAACAUUAUUCACAGUUUGUACUAAAAAACAGAUGUAAAUAUUUUAAUAUCUACAAAUUUUUCUCCAAUCAA